Molecule: messenger RNA, 1320 nt
Organism: Acanthocheilonema viteae
Lineage: Eukaryota; Metazoa; Nematoda; Chromadorea; Rhabditida; Onchocercidae
Source: the annotation of a GenBank genome assembly
AUGAGUAGCAGCAGCGAUACGAAUGUACAACAUUCCACUGAAGAUUUGAAGAAAAAAUUAUCGCGACAGAAUGAAUCAGCUGUUGGUAUUGAAACUGGACGUGAAACGCUGAUUGAAAUUGAUAAAGAUGGAAAAGGUUUGGGAUUGAGUAUUGUUGGUGGUUCUGAUACGGUAUUGGGCACAGUGGUAAUUCAUGAAGUAUAUCCGGAUGGUGCUGCAGCAAUUGAUGGACGAUUGAAACCCGGUGAUCAAGUUCUUGAGGUAAAUGGUAUAUCGUUACGUGGCGUUAGUCAUGAACAAGCUAUUUUACUGCUUAGAAGGACACCAGCUAAAGUUUCUUUACUGGUAUAUCGUGAUGUGAACCUGCAACUAUCACUUUUGGAUCCAACACAAAUUUACAAUAUUUUCGAAAUGGAACUUACCAAGAAGCCAGGACGAGGACUUGGACUGAGUAUAGUGGGCAGAAAAAAUGAGCCUGGUGUUUAUGUUUCAGAAGUGGUCAAAGGUGGUGCUGCUGAAGCUGAUGGCCGUCUAAUUCAAGGCGAUCAGAUACUAGCCGUUAAUGGCCAAGAUGUGGCAAGUUCAAUGCAAGAAGAUGUAGCAGCUAAAUUAAAAGCAUGUACUGGCCGUGUCACCCUAAAAGUUGGCCGUUGGAAAUUGACCGAAGCAGCUAAUAAAGUGCAUGCAGCAGCAGAAGCUGCCUUAUCUAAUAGUGAACGACAUUCUGAUGAUCUCACACAACAAUCGAAAUUAACUAAAAUAACACCUGAAAUUAAAUUAUUUGCACCAAAUAAUGAAAUUAGUUCGAUUUCGUUAACAUCAAAUGAUCGGAAAACAACACUUCUAUCAACAUUGACAACCAUUUCAAAAUCUCAAACAUCCACAAAUGAGGAAAAUCAAUCAUCACAAAUUAUAUAUGGAGAUCUGUCACCGGUAACGGAAGAAUCGAGUAGUGGAGCGGAUCAGAAAUCAUCCAUUGCUGAUGAGGAAAGUUCAUCAGUGAUCAGUUCGGGUCAGAAUAAGGAAAUUGAACUUAUCAAAGAUUUGAAUGAGGAAAAUAGCGAUUCAUUGCUCGUUGUGCUCAAGAAAAUUCCGGAUCAGCAAUUGGGUAUGGGAAUCGGUAAACGCACACGUGGUAUUUUGGUCACUUCACUACAACCCGGCAGUGUAGCAGCUGAAAAAUUGAAAGUUGGCGACCGUUUAAUGGCAGUUAACGGAGUGGAAGUGACUGAUCAGCUCUCAGCAGUAGCAUUAGUGAAAGCAAGUGGUAGGAAAUUGUGGCUACAAAUAUCGCGGCCAAGGAUUAAUCAAAAUUCAUGA